AUGGCCGACCGCUUCGCCGCGUUCGCGCCGCAGCUCAUUCGCGACAACGCGUCGCGGCGCGUGGGCGACGUCGUGAAGUGCGUCCACCUGACGUCCGACGCCGGGAUGGCGCUCAACGGCGCGGUGGGCCGCGUCGUCGGCGUCGGGUCGCUCGACGACGCGACAGUCGCCGCGGAGGGCGGCGUGCCGUUCCGCGUCAAGGUGGAGUUCGACGGGAUCCCCGGGAUCAAGUCGAUUCGGACGGUGAACCUCGUGCACCCGAAUCAUCGUCCGGGGCCCGGCCGCGACGAUUCGGUGCGGACGUCCGGCGCGUUCUAUAUCACACUGGUCCCCAUACGACCGCGCACGCGUGGUGAACGCCGAUCCUUGAGGACUUUACUUCCCGGCGUCUCUCUCCGCCCAGGGUCCCUCGCUUUCAAUCCCGACACACCUCGACGCCUUUGA
This is a messenger RNA of Micromonas pusilla CCMP1545, 444 nucleotides long. RefSeq lists its product as uncharacterized. The transcript has a single exon. Lineage: Eukaryota; Viridiplantae; Chlorophyta; Mamiellophyceae; Mamiellales; Mamiellaceae. The record is from RefSeq and is a predicted model, not a curated record. Bases 1 to 444 code for a protein of 147 amino acids.